Molecule: messenger RNA, 3631 nt
Organism: Lycium ferocissimum
Lineage: Eukaryota; Viridiplantae; Streptophyta; Magnoliopsida; Solanales; Solanaceae
Product: exportin-2
Exons: 2
Coding region: 195-3119 (974 amino acids)
Biological process (GO): protein export from nucleus; protein import into nucleus
Cellular component (GO): cytosol; nuclear envelope
Molecular function (GO): small GTPase binding; nuclear export signal receptor activity
Source: RefSeq, a predicted model, not a curated record
UCCCCCCUAAUCACUCAGUCGUUCAAACUGUUUGCAUUUCUCUGACACGCCACAAUCUCAAAUCCAUCGCUCCAAAAAGGUACUACUCUUCUCAAUCUCCAUUUCCAUUUCCUCCUUUUCAAUCCCCAAAAACCCUAUUUAUAUCCAUAUACUAUACGUUUUCAAUACAAUACUCUUCCGUAAAACCCUAGAAAAUGGAAUGGAACACUGAAACCGCACAAUUCCUCUCGCAAUGCUUCCUCAACACACUCUCUCCGUUACCCGAACCACGCCGUCAAGCUGAAAAUGCACUUUCCGAAGCUUCCGAUAGACCUAACUAUGGACUUGUAGUUCUUCAUUUAGUAGCUGAACCUUCCGUUGACGAACAGAUCCGUCAAUCUGCUGCCGUUAACUUUAAAAAUCAUUUAAAAGCCCGUUGGGCGCCGUCCCCACCUAGAGAGCCCAAUGUUCCGGCCCAAAACCCGAUAUCCGACCCGGAAAAAGCACUCAUUAAGAGCUUAAUUGUUUCACUUAUGCUUAAGUCUUCACCUAAGAUACAGUCACAGUUAAGUGAGGCGUUGGCGGUUAUUGGGAAACAUGAUUUCCCGAAAGCGUGGGAGAGUUUGUUGCCUGAGCUUGUUGCGAAUCUCGAUAGUUUAACGCGAGGGAAUGAUUAUGUUUCUGUUAACGGUGUGUUGGCUACGAUUAAUUCGUUGUUUAAGAAGUUUAGGUAUCAGUUUAAGACGAAUGAGUUGCUUCUUGAUUUGAAAUACUGUCUUGAUAACUUUGCGAAGCCGCUUUUGGAAGUGUUUAAACGGACUGUUAGUUUGAUCGAUCAGGCUGUCGCGUCUGGUGCAAAUGCUUCGACGCUUAAGUUGUAUGUAGAGUCUCAGAGGUUGUGCUGUAGGAUAUUUUAUUCCUUGAAUUUUCAAGAGUUGCCCGAGUUUUUCGAGGAUCAUAUGGAUGAGUGGAUGAUUGAGUUUAAGAAGUAUCUUACUGUGAAGUACCCCGUGCUUGAGGAUAGUGGGAAUGAUGGCCUUGCUGUUGUUGAUGGGUUGCGUGCUGCGGUUUGUGAAAAUAUUGGUCUUUAUAUGGAGAAGGAGGAGGAAUUGUUUCAAAAGUAUUUAAGCGGGUUUGUGGAGGCUGUAUGGAGUCUUCUUGUGGUUUCGUCUGCAUCGUCUAGUAGGGAACGACUUACUGUUACUGCAAUCAAGUUUUUAACCACUGUUAGUACUAGUGUUCAUCAUACUUUGUUUGAAAGAGAUGACAUUUUGGAACAGAUUUGCCAGAGUAUUGUUAUUCCCAAUGUAAUGCUGAGGGACGAGGAUGAGGAGUUGUUUGAAAUGAACUAUAUUGAGUUUAUUAGAAGGGAUAUGGAAGGGAGUGAUCUUGACACGAGGAGGAGGAUUGCAUGUGAACUACUCAAGGGCAUUGGCAUGCAUUACAAAGAUAAGGUCACGGCUAAGGUUUCCCUUCAGAUAAAAAAUUGUCUGGGCUUGUUUUCUCAGAAUCCAGACGCAAAUUGGAAAUAUAAGGAUUGCGCUAUCUAUUUGGUUGUCUCACUUGCCACUAAAAAGGCAGGUGGUAGUUCAGUAUCAACUGAUCUUGUGGAUGUUGAGAACUUUUUCGGGUCAGUUAUUGUACCAGAGUUGCAAAGUAGGGAUGUGAGUGCUUUUCCAAUGUUGAAGGCAGGUGCAUUGAAGUUCUUUACUAUGUUCAGAAAUCAGCUGCCAAAGGCUGUUGCUAUGGCAUUACUUCCAGAUGUUGUGCGCUUCCUUACUUCAGAGUCAAAUGUGGUUCAUUCUUAUGCUGCGAGUUGCAUUGAGAAACUGUUGCUUGUCAAAGAUGAUGGGACACGAGCAAGAUAUACAGCGGCAGAUAUUAGUCCUUUUUUGCUAGUGUUGAUGACUAACCUUUUUAGUGCCAUGGAGAAGCCAGAAUCGGAGGAGAAUCAAUAUAUAAUGAAGUGUAUCAUGCGAGUGCUUGGAGCUGCUGAAAUUUCUCGUGAUGUUGCCUCAGCUUGCAUAACUGGUCUGACAAAUGUUCUCACCAGAGUCUGCCAGAACCCCAAGAAUCCCGUUUUCAACCAUUAUCUCUUUGAAUCAGUAGCUGUUCUUAUUAGGAGAGCCUGUGAGAGGGAUCCUACUCUUAUAUCUGCUUUUGAAGGUAGCCUUUUCCCUAGCCUCCAGAUGGUCUUAGCUAAUGAUGUGAGCGAAUUCUUUCCUUAUGCAUUUCAGCUGUUGGCUCAGCUUGUUGAGUUGAAUAGACCUCCUUUACCUCAGCACUACGUGCAGAUUUUUGAGAUUCUCCUUUUACCUGAGUCAUGGAAAAAGUCCGCAAAUGUUCCAGCUCUUGUCCGAUUGCUCCAAGCAUUCCUUCGGAAGGCACCCCAUGAGCUUAACCAGCAGGGCAGGCUGUCCAAUGUUCUGGGUAUUUUCAAUACACUGAUUUCAUCUCCCAGCACAGAUGACCAAGGUUUUUAUGUGCUCAACACGGUUAUUGAAAAUCUUGGGUACGAUGUAAUAUCACCUUUUGUGGGCCACAUUUGGGUUUCACUUUUUAAUCGGCUGCAGCAUGGCAGAACAGUGAAGUUUCUGAAGAAUCUUGUGAUAUUUAUGUCUUUUUUCUUGGUCAAGCAUGGGUUACAGAAUCUCGUGGUUUCAAUGAAUGCUGUUCAGAAGGAUGUAUUUCAGACCAUUGUGGAGCAAUUUUGGGUACCUAACCUCAUGCUAAUCACAGGAUCUGUUGAACUCAAGCUGACUUCAGUUGCUUCAACUAAACUAAUAUGUGAAUCUUCAACAUUAUUGGAUUCCAAGGUUCGGGGCAAAAUGCUUGACAGUAUUGUUACUCUUCUCUCUAGACCGGAGGAAGAGAGAGUGUCGGAGGAGCCAGAAGUUCCGGACUUUGGGGAGACUGUGGGUUAUAAUGCUACUUUUGUUCAUCUUUAUAAUGCUGGGAAGAAAGAAGAGGACCCUUUGAAGGAAGUGAAUGACCCAAAGCAAUAUUUGGUGGCUUCCUUGGCGAAUCUUGCUGCUCUUUCCCCUGGAACAUAUCCACAGCUUAUUAGAGAAAAUGUUGAGGCAGCAAAUCAAGCAGCACUCCUUCAGCUCUGCAGCUCCUAUAAUCUCUCAAUAGUUUGAGAAAAACCCAUGCGGUGGACCUGUGGUCAAGAAGACCGGUGCGUGGGGUACUCCGGAAUCUGAUUUUUCCGUCCUUGCACUUCUCUGAUUAUGCUGCUUAUGGAUCUGAUGAAGCAUGUAGCUCUUGUCUAUGUGAUAGGGUGAAGCGCACAAUUGAUCUAGUUUGCAGGUCGUCUGUUGCUGUUAUGGAGUAGGCAUUGUGCUUCCAGUUUUCCUUCUUUCGUCUUCCUGUCGCCAGUGGCAGUAGCCUCUAUUGCCACUGACAUUUUGGUCGGAGAAAGUUUUUUGUUUUUUGGGGUGGAGUGUCAGAGCAUAUGUGAUUCUUAGUCAUGAUGAGAGUUAGUCAUGGAUUUGCUUCAUGAGGAAUUUGAUGUCGCUGUGGUCAAGUAAAAUAGAAAUGGUCAAACACCUAUAAAAUUUGGGAUUGAGCUGUUGUCAUGGUCUUUUUGCUGUCUUGUGCUUGUUAAAUUUUUUGCUCGCUGCAUCUACGAUGGAAUAUAAUGAUUGCUAGA